AGAGAGAGAGAGAGAGAAUAUUGGUGGCAAGGUGGCGGGAUUCGUGUUAUAGUCGCUGCUGUGUCAGACAUGCGCAGGAGCGUCAGCGACGCCACCACCGCCGCCGCCGCCGCCGCCGCGCUGCGUUUCCGCUUAGGCUGAGCGGCGCACACAGCCGAGAGGGGAGGGCAGGGAAGCCGAGAGGACUCCGGGGACGGCACGGACUCCGAGCAAAUCACUCCGACGCACCGACAUCCCCGCAGCCCCGCAGCCCCGCGCGCAGAUUCACACCUCGGGCGGGCGAGCGAGCUGAGCGCCGCGCCGCGCCGCGCCGCGCGCCGGACGCAGCCUUGCAGCAUGGAGACCGCGCCAGGGAACGAGCACUAACAUGUGACAUUUACGGAGGGAAUCGGAAGAGACAGAGCGCGCGCGCGUGUGUGUGUUUAUCUCUUGCGGGUGAUCUGUGAUUCUGUGCACUGCAGUCCGAGGGGGGGAGAAAAUGAAGAAGUUCAACAUCAGGAAGGUGCUGGACGGCUUGAAAGAGGUGUCCUCCUCCACCCCGUCGGUCCAAGUGGGACCACAGGAGAACCACCUGGUCCAGGAGAGCCUCCAGUCCGAUCAUUUCCAGCUGUGCAAGACCGUCCGUCAUGGCUUCCCCUACCAGCCGUCCUCCAUGGCCUUCGACCCCGUCCAGAAGAUCCUGGCCGUCGGCACCCAGAGCGGAGCGCUCCGACUGUUCGGUCGUCCGGGCGUGGAGUGUUACUGUCAGCACGAGAGCGGAGCGGCCGUCAUCCAGCUGCAGUUUCUCAUCAAUGAGGGGGCGCUGGUGAGCGCGCUGGCUGACGACAGCGUCCACCUGUGGAACCUGAGGCAGAAGAGGCCCGCCGUCCUUCACUCCCUCAAGUUCAACAGAGAGAGGAUCACCUUCUGCCACCUGCCCUUCCAGAGUAAAUGGCUGUACAUCGGCACCGAACGGGGGAACAUCCACAUCGUCAACGUGGAGUCCUUCAUGCUCUCAGGCUACGUCAUCAUGUGGAACAAAGCCAUCGAACUGUCCUCCAAGGCGCACCCUGGACCAGUCGUACACAUAAGCGACAACCCCAUGGACGAGGGGAAGCUUAUAAUUGGAUUUGAGGCUGGGAUCGUGGUCCUGUGGGAUCUGAAAUCAAAGAAGGCUGACUAUCGCUACACUUACGAUGAGGCGAUCCACUCAGUUGCCUGGCAUCACGAGGGCAAGCAGUUCAUUUGCAGUCACUCAGAUGGAACUCUGACCAUAUGGAACAUCAGAGGCCAGGGCAAGCCCAUGCAGACAAUCACCCCACACGGAAAACAGCCCAAGGACGGGAAGAAGCCAGAGCCUUGUAAACCCAUUCUCAAAGUGGAAUAUAAAACCACGAGAAACGGGGACCCCUUCAUCAUCCUGUCCGGUGGUCUGUCCUACGACACCGUGGGCCGGCGGCCUUGUCUGACGGUGAUGCACGGGAAGAGCACCGCUGUCCUGGAGAUGGACUAUCCCAUAGUGGACUUCCUCACGCUGUGUGAGACGCCCUACCCCAACGACUUUCAGGAACCUUAUGCUGUGGUGGUCCUGCUGGAAAAGGACCUGGUGGUGAUCGACCUUGCACAAAAUGGUUACCCCAUAUUUGAGAACCCUUACCCUCUGACUAUACACGAGUCGCCUGUAACCUGCUGCGAGUACUUUGCCGACUGCCCUGUGGACCUCAUACCUGCACUUUACUCUGUCGGCUCGCGCCAGAAGCGACAGGGCUACAGCAAAAAGGAAUGGCCUAUUAGUGGUGGAAACUGGGGUCAAGGCACACAGAGCUACCCAGAGAUCAUCAUUACUGGGCAUGCUGAUGGGACUGUGAAGUUCUGGGACGCCUCAGCAAUAAUGCUCCAGGUCCUCUACAAGCUCAAAACAGCCAAGGUGUUUGACAGAAACCGGUCGAGAGAAGACAAGGGCAGCGCCGACGUGUCGGAUGAGGACCCCUUCGCCAUUCAGAUCAUGGCCUGGUGCCCCGAGAGCCGGAUGCUGUGCGUGGCCGGGGUGUCGGCCAACGUUAUCAUCUACCGCUUCAGCAAGCUGGAAGUCACUACAGAGGUGGUGCAGCUGCUGGAGGUGCGGAUGCAGUACGAGCUGAACGACAUCGAGUCGCCGGACGGCGGGGGAGGGGGAGGGGACCAGACCUCCGGCCUCCCGACUCCCGGCGUGUCCCCUCAGACGAGCGGCCCGCCCUCGCACCCCUCCACCAGCAGCAACAACUCCGACGGAGGCAACAUGCCCUGCCUUAAGGUGCGCAGCACUCCUCUGAAGCAGUCUCCAGGCUACCAGGUAGAUUUAGUGGUCCAGUUGGUGUGGGUGAGUGGAGAGCCUCCUCAGCAGAUCACAAGUCUGGCGCUUAAUUCCUCCUACGGCCUAGUGGUGUUUGGCAACAGCAACGGUCUGGCGGUGGUGGACUACGUCCAGAAGACGGUGGUGCUGAACCUGGGGACGGUGGAGCUGUACGGCUCCAACGACCCCUACCAGAGGCAGCCCCGGUCGCCGAGGAAGACGCGGCAGCCCUCGGGAGGUCUGUGCGACAUCAACGAGGGAUCGGCCACGUCUGAAGACCGCUGCAAGUCCCCAACUUCAGUGUUGACGUCAAACAGCAAUCUGCAGCAGUUCUACAAUGGCGGUGGUAGAGGAGCAAAGAUGUCACGGAAAUUAAGCUUGCCUACUGAGCUAAAGCCAGACUUGGUCCUCCUGUCUGUAUGCCCGCCGCGGGGUGCCAACCCUCUAGACCACCGGGACAACUCCUUCAGCCGCUCCCGCUCCUCCAGCGUCACCAGCAUCGACAAGGAGGCCCGCGAGGCCAUCAGCACCUUCCACUUCUGCGACACCUUCGCCCGGAAGGGGGACGGCGCCCUGACGCCCUGCCUGCACGUGGGCACCUCGCUGGGAACCGUCCUGGUGCUGGCGCUAACGCUGCCCCCUGCUGGGGAGCAGCGGCAAAUGCAGCCGGUUAUCAUUUCGCCGACAGGCAUGCUGGUCCGGCUGAAGGGCAGCGUCCUGCGGAUGGCCGUCCUGGACUCGGCGGGCUCCCAGCUGCCCCCCGCGUACGAGCCCUGGUUCGAGCCCAACGUCACAGCCGACGGCGAGGAGCGGGAGAAGAGCCGCAAGCGCCGGCCCGUGUCCGUGUCCCCGUCCACCUCGCAGGACCUCAGCGAGAGCCAGUACGCCGUGGUGUGCUCCGAGAAGCAGGCCAAGGUCAUCUCCCUCCCCUCCCAGACCUGCAUCUACAAGCACAGCAUCACAGAGACCUCCUUCAUCCUCCGGGCGGACGUGGUGCAGAUGAGCCAAGGCGCGUGCGUGGCUUGUUUCUGCGCCAACGGCCACAUCAUGACCCUCAGUUUGCCCGGACUGAGACCACUUAUGGAUGUAAACUACUUGCCUUUGACAGACAUGCGAAUAGCCAGGACGUUCUGCUUCACCAACCUGGGUCAAGCCAUGUACCUGUGCUCCCCCACGGAGGUCCAGAGGAUCACUUACAGCCAGGACACCUGCGAAAACCUGCAAGAGAUGCUGGGGGAACUUUUCACACCCGUGGAGACCCCCGAGGCGCCGAACAGAGGCUUCUUCAAAGGCCUCUUCGGGGGAGGAGCGCAGUCACUAGACAGAGAAGAGCUGUUCGGUGAGCUGGCGGCCGGGAAGGCGUCCCGGAGCCUGGCCCAGCACAUCCCGGGCCCGGGCGGCAUCGAGGGCAUGAAGGGCGCGGCCUCCGGCGUGGUGGGGGACCUGGCACGCGCCCGCAUAGCGCUGGACGAGAGGGGCCAGAAGCUGGGCGAGCUGGAGGAGCGGACCGCCGCCAUGAUGGCCAGCGCCGACUCCUUCUCCAAGCACGCCCACGAGAUGAUGCUGAAGUGCAAGGACAAGAAGUGGUACCAGUUCUGAUCAGCGGGCCGUCACCCUCCAUCCGCUCACCUGGACCCACAGAGGCCCCCACCCGUCCAUCCGUCCACGCAUCCAUCUCUCCAAGCCUUCUUCACUCAGACACUCGGGAGUUUCCUCCCCAGCACAAUGAUGAAUACUUCUCUUACCUCAGUCUUUCAGUGGAACUGAGGGGUAGACGGGGGGCAAGGACAACCUCAGAGGGAGCGAAUGAAUUGUCUUUUCAUGUUCCUGUCUCUGUGUUUAUCUCUGUUCGAGGCUCACACCUGGAGAUUCUUCAUUCGUCUCAUUUUGCCAAACUCGUCCUUCACCGUCGUCUCCGCGCCCUGAGCCCGUCAGGGCCCGUGGUCGAACUGAUGAACAAAGCUGAAAAAAGACAAACACCAAACAAAGACUGCAAAAGUGUAAAAAUAAAAAAAGUGACAGAAAGUUAAUCUAAAUACAUCACUAUAUAUACAUGAAUCUAAUAAAUGUGCAAUGCUGUAUCCACUUCCAAGUGACAAGUGCAAAAGCGACGGGUGACUUAUGGAGACAGAAGCAGGAUGGGAACGGCUGCGACGACGACUCCUCCUCCAGCAGAGUCACAGGGAUUAAAACCACCCACUGACUCCCAUGAACACUGGAUAAAUAUCCUGUUAUCUGGCUCCACCACUCAACUCUCUGUCUCUGACAGGCGCUCACAUCGUCACCAACUCUGUGUACCUGUGUGUUCAUUUUGAGUUUAUCACCAUUCCCCUAUUUGUUAUUCCUUGGGUUUUUUGCUCCGUCUGCGUUGUUGGAAAAUUUUAUUUUUCUAUUGUUGUGAAAGUGGAUGAAAUUUAAUUAGUUGAAAAAAAAAGACGAUAUGUUUUGUGGCUUUUGUCUGACAACCUGAAUUAAUUUCUCCUUACAUUAAAAAAAGGGCUGGAAUCUAAAAGGAGUGCAAGGAUAUAAAGGCAUAUAUCAUUUAGUACUCACUGACAUGGCAAGUGUGUGUGUGUGUGUGUGUGUGUAGCAUAUUCAUUUAUUGUUGGUGAACAUUUCAUAUAAUAAUUGAACAUCCCCUGCAAAUGUCAUAAACUUCCACACUUGGGCUUCGAGUGUGACUGUGGCUUUGAAAAUACAGACCAUCAGUGCUAAAUACACUAACAGGACAUAGGAUUUGUCUAGGAGUAAAUCAUAUCUACAGAAUUCUAGAAAUGGAGAGUCUGAAGUUGUCUGUAUGAGGAAGUGUGAUUCCUUUGUUAGUAUUUAUUCACUGAGAUGCAAGAAGUGGUUGUGUUAAGUGUCAGAAACGUUCACUGGUUCUAUGUCCACGUCCGCAGCCAAGCUUGAAUCUGGUGCAUCGCUGUCUACCAGGAUUUGAAACCUUUAUUUGUAUAUAAGUAAAUAGUUUGACAAUCUAAGUCCAACUGGAAAGUAUAUGUCAAGGUUGCCCGAGCAACAUAAGAGGAGAGAGGCCAUACUUUUUCUGACGCCAAAGAAUUACUUUAGCUUUUCAUAGUUGUUUUCCCGUUCGGCUCGUUCGUCCCGUGUGUCUUCAGUGUGUGUGUGUGAAUGUGCGAGGCUUCGUCUGUGGAGACCCAUCACAUCCAUGAAGGCGUAGAAUCAUCUUCAUGGCCUAUCAGGGUUCAAACGAUGCGGAACGCAGCCAUUUGACGGUAACAUCACAACAUGCAGCAUUCAGUGUUUAAAGUGGCCUAAAGAGAGAAGGUUGUUUCCCUGAAAUCCAAAAUGAACCAUUCAACUGCAGCUCAGUCGAAGGAGUGUCUACCUGUACCAUCACCAGUGUGUGUGUGUGUGUGUGUGAGAAUGUGUUUGUACUCCUAUCCGUGUGUUCAAGUGAAUUAAUACCUUUGAUUUAAAAGAUUACGUUUUCCUUCCUAAUAAUUGUUGAUGUCCUAGUCUGUGUCCAGCUCUGUUAAACUAACUACAGCCAGCGAUGAUAAAAAAGGCUUAGACUGACUUCCGAUGACUUCUGUUUGAUUCUCCCUCGCUUCUAAAGCUGCCCUUGUCCUCUGAGGUUUCUCUUCCUCCAGCGAGGCUUGAACUGACUGCAGUCGUCCCACAGCUACAGAUCUGGCCUUCUUUACUUAGUAUAUUACCUUUGUAGUGGGGAUAUUAGUUGAUCUCUUCCUCCAGGGCGAAGAAGACGAAAGAAAGAAAUCUCCCUGAACGUCUGUAUUUCUCUCCAACCUGUUUUGUCUUUGUGUCUUUUUUUUUAAUGUUAUAUUUCUUUUUUCCAUCUUUGAGUGAUUUGUUUCUUGUCCUUACUCUACAGUAUGCAGUAUUUUUACCCAGUACACUCCAACAACAACAAGAAGAGGGAAUCCUGUCAAUCUGCCAUAUGCCAUCUUCUGUCCUGGUGUCAACAGUUACCAGUGGGUUGCAGUAUUUUUUUCAUUGUAGCCAAUUUUCUUGUACAGUUUUAUGCAACUUUCACAUGGAUGUUUAUGACUAUCUGCUGCCACAAGAAUUUAGAAAUUCUGUAGAUAGAACUUAUUGUGCAAUGGAAAAUAAAAGUGGAAAAUGUA
Messenger RNA from Betta splendens (Siamese fighting fish), 6420 nucleotides. It is a transcript of the gene stxbp5a, whose product is annotated as syntaxin binding protein 5a (tomosyn). Gene Ontology annotation, biological process: regulation of exocytosis; regulation of protein secretion. Gene Ontology annotation, cellular component: SNARE complex; plasma membrane; cytoplasm. The transcript is spliced from 27 exons. Bases 479 to 3910 code for a protein of 1143 amino acids. The record is from RefSeq and is a predicted model, not a curated record. Gene Ontology annotation, molecular function: syntaxin binding; GTPase activator activity; myosin II binding. Lineage: Eukaryota; Metazoa; Chordata; Actinopteri; Anabantiformes; Osphronemidae.